CUUCCCUCUUCCCUCCCUCCCUCCCCUCCAGAAUUAAAGUUGGGACAGUCGCGCUCCGGGGAUGGGUGCGAGCCAACGCCUCUGCUGCCGGCUCGCUCUGCUCCCUCCCCAGGUCGCCCGGAGUCCGCGCCCCCGCCCGCCAGCCCAGGAGGGAUGCUGCUCCGGGAGCUGCUGGGGCUGCUCCGCUGCUGCUGGCCCUCCCUGCUGCUGCACUGUGCCCUCCACCCGCUCUGGGGCUCCGUCCAGGUCACUCAGGGUGAGCCCCAGAAGUCAUGCUCCAAGCCUGUAGCAGAGAAAGUCACAGAGAGCUGCCAGCAAAUUUGCCAGUGCAGGCCACCUCCACCGUUGCCACCGCCUCCUCCACCUCCACCACCCCCGAGGUUGCUAGUGGUGCCGACUCCCAAGUCUACCUUUUGUCCCACUGAAGAGACCUGGUGGCCAGGCCUGGUUAUUAUCAUUGCAGUAUGCUGCGCCACACUAGUGUUCCUCUUCGUAGUUGUCAUCAUUUGCUACAAAGCCAUAAAAAGGAAACCAAUGAGAAAAGAAGAGAAUGGAACCAGUCGAGCUGAAUAUGCAAUGACCUCCUCCCAAAACAGCAAAACAGUUGAUAACAAUGCAGUUGUAUAAUCCCCGAAACCCCGCCGAGGCGCAGGAGGUGGUAAACUUUCAAAGCACACACACGGAGUAUGCAAGGUGGGUGAGAUAAGGCAACGAAAGGAGCUCUGUGGCCAAGGACUUCAUUUCAGAAAUAGCACACGCAUCAGUGAUUCAGAAGAGAAAAGCAGGCUGCUCUUCAGGCUUGCUGCUUCUCCAAGGGAGGAUAAACUCACCCAGCCGGGCUGCCCGGAGAAAAGGCCUCACAAAGGCAUAAGCAUUGCAUGCUGCAUCUCGUGAAAGCAAUGUCGCGAUGCCUCCCACUUCUUCCUCUCCCCCCCCCACUUUCCAGUUUGAAUUGAGUGUCCACAAAAAGCUGCCGAAAUAGGAUCUUUUGAGGAGAAGGUGAUCUGCCAGAGUGGGAGCAGCUUAUUAGAAAUGGGUCUGAGGGUCAAGGGUCAGAGGUGUCACCUACGUGCUUCUCCAGCCUGUGCGGUUUUAUACGCUUAUACUUCAUUCUUAUCAUUCUUACUAUUUCAUUAUUAAAAAGGGAACAAAGGUUUCUGUUAAGCCAUCAAGCAACCAAAAAUUGCAUGAACUUGUGACUUAUCCUAGGAAAUUCAUCUGCGGUCUAGUGACUAUGCAAUUUCCAUGGCUGAAGACUUUUCAGGCAAAAGAAAUCAAAAUGUAAGAUUUUAGCAAUUAGCAUUGCUAUUGAAAGGGAGAUAUUAUUAAGAGGUGCUUUGUACUUUAUUACUUCAUAAUCGGCCUCCUUUUUUGCAUCACACUUUAUUUUUUGUCUUUAAAAAAGUUCUUCCUUUGUGAAAUUCUACACGUUUCUCUGUGUUUGCAUCAUGCUGAAUCCCCAGGCAAAACCCCACAGAAAAGAUGUUGCUUACAUCUUGGCGUGAGUAUUUGGGCGGGAUUCUGUUGAAAGGACUAGCAGCCCUUUGAAGUCCUCCUCAUUCACUGAUUAGUGUUGUUUCCUGAAAGUGUCGAGUCUCCUGAACUGACCCGCGGAGGACAUUGUAGGUAUGGCUUGGAGGACCACUUUUGGGGGUCUGGUAAGCUGGUUGUGCCCACGUUAACUCAGUCUCUGCCUCUCCUGGGCAGAGAUUGCCGAUUGUGCCAAAUUCAGAGUACUAGCUUAGUGUUGUACUUUCCAUGAUGUGGAUUGCAGGCUACUUAAAGCAAAGCUGAAUCCACCCAAAUUCAUUUCAUGUAGGAUCUCAGGUUAGGCUUGGUAAGUAACCCUUAGGAUAAAGGCGAUGAGACUAGCUGAGAAACUGGUCUUUCCCCACCUCCUGAAAAUUUUCCUUCAUGUCACACCCCCACGUGUAUGUCUCCAUUACCUCUGUGCUGAAAGUAGCGAUGCAGUGAAAGACAAAUUUCCACACUGGCUUCUUGUCUGGACAUCAAGCUUCAAUAUCACUUGGUCUCCGUGUCUGUGAGGGACUCCCAGGCACCGACCCAGUCUCGCUCCAGGACAUGGCUGUGCCCCGGCUGCUGUGUCCCUCGGUACUGCAACACACCGAUGCUUUCAGUUUUAUAUAAGGAUGUGCCUGAACUGCAGAAAUCAGACCUUGAUUUUCAACGCAUUCCUGUCUGCGGUUGCUCUAUCGCCAGGAUGUAGAGUUUGGCCUGAUGGUAGAGGAAGACAAUGUUCUGCAGACCUUCCCCAAAAAAGCUCCGGGAUGUUCAAAUCAGCAGUUUCAGCUCAGGCCCAUCUCUAGUUUUCUAUUACCUAUUGAACAAUAAGGUGUAUGUAAAUAUAAGUAUCUUUUCAAUGAUAAAAUGAAAUGCUGCUAUAUACUGCUGUUGAGGAAUUUAUGGAGUUACUAAUUUAGCUUUUUAGCCUGUCAUCACUAUGUAGAAGUUUAGCUUCAUAAAAUUAUUUUUUAAAGGCUAGACUUUCUUGAGAAGUGAAUGCAAUUACAAAAGUGAAAGGGAAUAAGUAACCCCUUGCCCAAGAGUACGAUCAUUCCCUGCCAUAUUCAUUUUGUGUACUUGCACAAGACACAGAGAUAUGUUCUUAGAUCCAAAGUGGGAUAAAAAUGACAGAAUUUACACUUGAGUCUAGUAUCCCAAAUGUUGAUUGCCUAAAGCACUUAGCCCCUAAAUACUAUAAUAAAAAUAUUGCAAGUAUAUUUCUAGAAUAUUUUUUAAGCUAUAACAUUUAUUUUGGUGUAGUUACCUAUGUUUGCCUUUCUGUUUUUUACUCCAGUUGUUUCUGCCUAAGUGUGGCAGAGUUUGAGACUGGUUGCAUGUUUAGCUGAGAGUAUACAGUAUGAAUGCAGAUGAGUUUAGCAUGAUACUGGCUCAGGAUUAGCACUUUCUCCUAAAGGUUGUUGAUUUUAUUUAUUUCCUAAUACAGCUUUAAAGGCAUGUUCUGAAGGGCCAAAAUCAUAAAAGGGAUUUGUAGCUCAUUAUGUCCAUCAAAAUGUGUCUGGUUUUGCAAGAAAAAGUCUAAAGAGAUGGUCACUGAAUGCUGUCUGAUUUUCAGUGAUGUCAAUGGUAAAAUGUCCUCACUAGAGAAGACCCUGGUGCCUGACAUAGCCCACAAGCAAACCCACCCCAGGCCCCCUGAGGUCUUCUCAGGAGAACAUAAACAUUAAAAACUUCAUGGAGAGCAGGGAGGCAGGGCAUUUCAAGAAGCAGCACGAGGACUAGGAUCUAUUUUCAACUCUGCCACUGAUCUGCUGUUCACUAGCAAGUAAUUUUGCCUCUCUGUGCCUCAAUUUACCCAUCUGUAUAAUCGAGAUAAAAAUACCUACCAGCUCUGUGACAGUAUUUUGAGAGAUAUAGAUGUAUCUUUGUAUCGGCAGAUAUACACUAUCAUUACAUCCAACAUGCUGAUGUUAAAUAAACGUAUUUGGGCACAUCAUUGCCAUAGCAUUUCUUAAACAAACAUUUCCCACUGUGCUUUUAUAAUCCGUCGGCCACAGAAGAGCAGCAGCACACAGGCUGAGAGCUGCUCCUCUGCUUCUCUAGCUCUCAGCACUUACACAGCUGCAUGGCAGGGAAAAACGGGAAAUCUUGUAUGGGGUAGUUUUGCCUUUAGAUUCCUGACUAAGUACGGUUGACUACAUUGCGCCAAAAUUUAAGGUGAUCUUCAGAAAGGCACUUGGAAAAGUAUACUGGAAGCAGAUGUACGUCUUCAGAAAAGAGAGGCUAGAAAGGCGGUGUCACUGAGGAAUGGUUUCCGAAGUUUGCUGAUGUGGUUUAAGGUUGCAUUUAACACUCUACAGACUACUUGCAAAGCUUUUCUAAAAGAGGCUUCUGUGCUUCCUUAUAGUACUAUAAUUAAAUACAAAGGGAAAGGAGUAGGCUUGAUGGAUAAGGGCUUCACUAAGCAGUGACCCUGGAUCUGGGCAACUGGCAAUCCAAAAUGCAGCUUUACAGGCAUUUUGAGUUUGUUUUUAGCCACCAAAAUAUCAGGCAUAGAAAGGUCCUGCGUAGCUCUGUUCACAAAAUAGCCAGAUCCCCAAGCAGGUGCAAAGGUGGCCGAUUUCUACGCAGAAGUUAAAACUGCUCUGCUCUGACCACCACCAGACAGACUCAGAAAACUGCGGUGUUCAGUCUGAGGGAGAGCAUCAACUCAAAAUUUCUUCUCAAGGAUCACCACUAGCAGACGCAAGCAGGGAAUGCACUUUAAGGGCCUGAGCUGCAAAGUGUUGAGUUUCCUCGGCAGCGCCAGGAAGGUGGAGCUGAAGCCCCAGCCCUGCCGCCCUUCCUGGCCCAGACCCGACACGGCGGUGUGCCCAGGAAAGCAUCUCUGCCUUGGAUAGAUGCUGCAGAAACAGACAUGGAAGGAAAGAGGAAAGUUCUACUAAGUAUAAGAUAUAAAUAUAUUUAUAUAUAUCUAUACAGAGACCUAAUUGUCCAGUCUUGCAUGCCAUAUGGUCACAGCAUGUGAAGCGAGUGUGGGCCUUCUGCUCCAACCAGGUCAUGACCAUAGAUGCUGCCAAGCAAUGGAGAAUCAGGCCUAUGGUAGAUAUGUAUUUACAAUACUCCCUGCACCUGUACAAACAAAAAUAUAUUGUUUUAAACUGCAGAAUAGUGUGUUUAAAUCAAUGCAUGAAUGUAGAUAUUCUAAGAUCUGCCUUCUUGACUGUGUACCACAUGUACAGAUGAAAACAAAUAUUGUUUAUAGGAAAUCUGUAUCAGUGGUUAAAUGACUAAAGAGAAAAAAAAUAUCAGAAUAAAUGUUGUCAUGUUUCUCAAACAAGCCAUUAAUGUAUAUUUAGUAUUUAAGGAUAUUGCUCAAUAAGUAUGUUCCGUACCAAAAACUGUGUUGCAUAUACAGAUUGUGCAGUACCCUAUUUUAAAAAGGCACCAUAAUUAAUUUUUAUUUUAAAUAAAAAUGUACUUGUAAAAAGUU
Harpia harpyja (harpy eagle) is the source of this 4975-nucleotide messenger RNA. RefSeq names its product proline rich membrane anchor 1 (gene PRIMA1). NCBI's taxonomy places the organism in Eukaryota, Metazoa, Chordata, Aves, Accipitriformes, Accipitridae. The record is from RefSeq and is a predicted model, not a curated record. The coding region runs from base 154 to 627 and encodes 157 amino acids. The transcript is spliced from 4 exons.